Molecule: messenger RNA, 1897 nt
Organism: Pongo pygmaeus (Bornean orangutan)
Lineage: Eukaryota; Metazoa; Chordata; Mammalia; Primates; Hominidae
Gene: ATF4
Product: activating transcription factor 4
Exons: 3
Coding region: 758-1816 (352 amino acids)
Biological process (GO): regulation of transcription by RNA polymerase II
Cellular component (GO): nucleus; ATF4-CREB1 transcription factor complex; ATF1-ATF4 transcription factor complex
Molecular function (GO): DNA-binding transcription activator activity, RNA polymerase II-specific; RNA polymerase II transcription regulatory region sequence-specific DNA binding
Source: RefSeq, a predicted model, not a curated record
CAGCAGCCGCCCACCUAGGGCCCUGAGCCAAUAAGAGCUCGAGGUGUAUAUGAUUCACCUUGCCUGGGCCAAUCAGCUUGACGCGCGCUCUUCGCCAGCACCUCGCGCGAUAACCUGGAGUCCUCGGCCUUCAGAAUAAAAACUCUUCGCCGGAAAACGACCUUUCCCCGCCCACUGCGCCGACGCUGGAAGCGAGGCGUGUCUGGGAGAUCACUCCGCGCUCCAGCGGCGAAGGAAAGAACGGACUCUGAUCAUGGAAGCCUAGUAAAGUAGUACACCUCUCUCCUUUCGUGAGGCCUAAGAAGAAACUCCUUUUCUCGUCACAGCUACGCCCUGGGCAUAAACGGUCGGGGCGUCAAAGGGAGGGAAGGGAGCGGGCGGGAGGAGACGGUCACGUGGCCGCGGCGGAAGGAUGCGUCUGUGCUGCGUCUCCAUAGGGACGGUCUAUAAAGGGCCGGCGGGCGGCAUCUGCGGCCAUUUCUACUUCGCCCGCCCACAGAUGUAGUUUUUCCCCCACGUGCGCGCUUUCCCUCCUCCCCGCCCUCAGGGUCCACGGCCACCAUGGCGUAUUAGGGGCAGCAGUGCCUGCGGCAGCAUUGGCCUCUGCAGCGGCGGCAGCAGCACAAGGCUCUGCAGCGGCACCCACCAGCGGCUUAAGCCAUGGCGCUUCUCACGGCAUUCAGCAGCAGCGUUGCUGUAAGCGACAGAGACACCUUCGAAUUAAGCACAUUCCUCGAUUCCAGCAAAGCACCGCAACAUGACCGAAAUGAGCUUCCUGAGCAGCGAGGUGUUGGUGGGGGACUUGAUGUCCGCCUUCGACCAGUCGGGUUUGGGGGCUGAAGAAAGCCUAGGUCUCUUAGAUGACUAUCUGGAGGUGGCCAAGCACUUCAAACCUCAUGGGUUCUCCAGCGACAAGGCUAAGGCGGGCUCCUCCGAAUGGCUGGCUGUGGAUGGGUUGGUCAGUCCCUCCAACAACAGCAAGGAGGAUGCCUUCUCCGGGACAGAUUGGAUGUUGGAGAAAAUGGAUUUGAAGGAGUUCGACUUUGAUGCCCUGUUGGGUAUAGAUGAUCUGGAAACCAUGCCAGAUGACCUUUUGACCACGUUGGAUGACACUUGUGAUCUCUUUGCCCCUCUAGUCCAGGAGACUAAUAAGGAGCCCCCCCAGACAGUGAACCCAAUUGGCCAUCUCCCAGAAAGUUUAACAAAACCCGACCAGGUUGCCCCCUUCACCUUCUUGCAACCUCUUCCCGUUUCCCCAGGGGUCCUGUCCUCCACUCCAGAUCAUUCCUUUAGUUUAGAGCUGGGCAGUGAAGUGGAUAUCACUGAAGGAGAUAGGAAGCCAGACUCCACUGCUUAUGUUAUUACCAUGAUCCCUCAGUGCAUAAAGGAGGAAGACACCCCUUCAGAUAAUGAUAGUGGCAUCUGUAUGAGCCCAGAGUCCUAUCUGGGGUCUCCUCAGCAUAGCCCCUCUACCAGGGGCUCUCCAAAUAGGAGCCUCCCAUCUGCAGGUGUUCUCUGUGGGUCUGGGCGCCCCAAACCUUACGAUCCUCCUGGAGAGAAGAUGGUAGCAGCAAAAGUAAAGGGUGAGAAGCUGGAUAAGAAGCUGAAAAAAAUGGAGCAAAACAAGACAGCAGCCACUAGGUACCGCCAGAAGAAGAGGGCGGAGCAGGAGGCUCUCACUGGAGAGUGUAAAGAGCUGGAAAAGAAGAACGAGGCUCUAAAAGAGAGGGCGGAUUCCCUGGCCAAGGAGAUCCAGUACCUGAAAGAUUUGAUAGAAGAGGUCCGCAAGGCAAGGGGGAAGAAAAGGGUCCCCUAGUUGAGGGUAGUCAGGAGCGUCAAUGUGCUUGUACAGAGUCUGCUGUAGCUGUGUGUUCCAAUAAAUUAUUUUGUAGGGAAA